This is a messenger RNA of Ailuropoda melanoleuca (giant panda), 3826 nucleotides long. It is a transcript of the gene PDS5A, whose product is annotated as PDS5 cohesin associated factor A. The record is from RefSeq and is a predicted model, not a curated record. The coding region runs from base 20 to 3826 and encodes 1268 amino acids. NCBI's taxonomy places the organism in Eukaryota, Metazoa, Chordata, Mammalia, Carnivora, Ursidae. Gene Ontology annotation, biological process: mitotic sister chromatid cohesion; DNA repair. Gene Ontology annotation, cellular component: chromatin; nucleus. The transcript is spliced from 30 exons.
UUUUUACAUAUUUUUACAGAUGGUAGUAAAAACUUUUAUGGAUAUGGAUCAGGAUUCAGAAGACGAAAAACAGCAGUAUCUCCCACUAGCCUUGCAUCUUGCAUCUGAAUUUUUCCUCAGGAAUCCCAAUAAAGAUGUGCGUCUCCUUGUAGCGUGUUGUUUGGCCGACAUUUUUCGAAUCUAUGCCCCAGAAGCUCCAUAUACUUCCCAUGAUAAACUUAAGGACAUAUUUUUGUUUAUUACCAGACAAUUAAAAGGUUUGGAAGAUACAAAGAGUCCACAGUUUAAUAGAUACUUUUAUUUAUUAGAGAAUUUAGCUUGGGUUAAAUCCUAUAACAUCUGCUUCGAAUUGGAAGAUUGCAAUGAAAUUUUUAUUCAGCUUUUUAGGACUCUCUUCUCAGUGAUCAACAAUAGCCACAACAAGAAGGUACAAAUGCACAUGCUAGACUUGAUGAGUUCUAUCAUCAUGGAAGGUGAUGGAGUUACUCAAGAAUUAUUGGACUCCAUUCUUAUUAACCUCAUUCCUGCACAUAAGAACUUAAAUAAACAGUCCUUUGACCUUGCAAAAGUCUUACUGAAAAGGACAGUCCAAACUAUUGAGGCGUGCAUUGCCAAUUUUUUCAAUCAAGUCCUGGUGCUGGGAAGAUCAUCAGUAAGUGAUUUGUCAGAACAUGUAUUUGAUCUGAUUCAGGAACUUUUUGCAAUAGAUCCUCAUUUAUUAUUGUCUGUCAUGCCGCAGCUUGAAUUCAAACUAAAGAGCAAUGAUGGAGAAGAGCGAUUAGCUGUUGUUCGACUUUUAGCUAAAUUAUUUGGUUCUAAAGAUUCUGAUUUGGCAACACAGAAUCGUCCUCUUUGGCAGUGUUUUCUUGGACGAUUUAAUGACAUUCACGUUCCUGUGAGAUUAGAAAGUGUGAAAUUUGCCAGUCACUGUUUAAUGAAUCACCCAGAUUUAGCAAAGGAUCUCACAGAAUAUUUGAAAGUUAGAUCACAUGAUCCCGAAGAGGCUAUUCGUCACGAUGUCAUUGUUACUAUAAUAACAGCUGCCAAAAGAGACCUUGCCUUAGUAAAUGAUCAACUACUUGGCUUUGUAAGAGAAAGAACACUGGAUAAACGGUGGCGAGUAAGAAAAGAAGCAAUGAUGGGUCUGGCUCAGCUUUAUAAGAAAUACUGUCUUCAUGGUGAAGCAGGAAAGGAAGCUGCAGAGAAAGUCAGCUGGAUAAAGGACAAACUUUUGCAUAUUUAUUAUCAGAAUAGCAUCGAUGACAAACUUUUGGUAGAGAAAAUCUUUGCCCAGUAUCUUGUUCCCCACAACCUGGAAACAGAAGAGAGAAUGAAAUGCUUGUAUUAUUUAUAUGCUAGUUUGGAUCCAAAUGCUGUCAAAGCUCUCAAUGAAAUGUGGAAGUGUCAGAACAUGCUUAGAAGUCAUGUACGGGAACUAUUGGAUUUGCACAAGCAACCUACAUCAGAGGCCAACUGUUCUGCGAUGUUUGGAAAACUGAUGACCAUAGCAAAGAAUUUGCCUGACCCUGGAAAAGCACAAGAUUUUGUGAAGAAAUUUAACCAGGUUCUUGGUGAUGAUGAGAAAUUGCGGUCUCAGCUGGAGUUAUUAAUCAGCCCAACCUGUUCAUGCAAACAGGCAGAUGUUUGUGUGAGAGAAAUAGCUCGAAAACUUGCAAAUCCUAAGCAGCCAACAAAUCCUUUUCUAGAGAUGGUCAAAUUUCUGUUGGAAAGAAUUGCACCUGUGCACAUUGAUUCAGAAGCCAUAAGUGCACUGGUAAAGCUGAUGAAUAAGUCAAUAGAGGGGACAGCAGAUGAUGAAGAGGAGGGUGUAAGUCCAGAUACAGCUAUUCGUUCAGGACUUGAACUUCUUAAGGUUCUGUCUUUCACACAUCCUACCUCGUUCCACUCUGCAGAGACAUAUGAGUCCCUGUUACAGUGCCUCAGAAUGGAAGAUGACAAGGUAGCAGAAGCUGCUAUACAAAUUUUUAGAAAUACAGGCCACAAAAUAGAAACAGACCUACCCCAGAUACGAUCGACCUUAAUUCCCAUUUUACAUCAGAAAGCAAAGAGAGGUACUCCACACCAAGCAAAACAGGCUGUUCACUGUAUACAUGCCAUAUUCACAAACAAAGAAGUCCAGCUUGCACAGAUUUUUGAGGUAUAUAUAAUAUAUGGGACGUGUUUAUUUUUAGCUUUAUUGGCUCGGUGGUCCAUGUAUACUCAGAAAGUUAACUUUGAACUACCCAGUUCAACAGGUGAGAAGAAUGGAAAAUUAUGGUCUCCAGAUGAAGAGGUUUCCCCUGAAGUACUAGCAAAGGUACAGGCAAUUAAACUUCUGGUAAGGUGGCUGUUGGGUAUGAAAAACAACCAGUCUAAAUCUGCCAAUUCAACUCUUCGAUUAUUAUCAGCGAUGUUGGUUAGUGAGGGUGACCUGACAGAGCAAAAGAGGAUCAGUAAAUCUGAUAUGUCUCGCUUGCGAUUAGCUGCUGGUAGUGCCAUAAUGAAGCUUGCUCAGGAACCUUGUUACCAUGAAAUUAUAACCCCAGAACAGUUUCAGCUCUGUGCACUUGUUAUUAAUGAUGAGUGCUACCAAGUAAGGCAGAUAUUUGCUCAGAAGUUGCAUAAGGCUCUUGUGAAGUUACUGCUCCCAUUGGAGUAUAUGGCGAUCUUUGCCUUGUGUGCCAAAGAUCCUGUGAAGGAAAGAAGAGCACAUGCACGACAGUGUUUACUAAAAAAUAUCAGUAUACGCAGGGAGUACAUUAAACAGAACCCCAUGGCUACUGAGAAAUUAUUAUCACUGUUGCCUGAAUAUGUAGUUCCAUACAUGAUUCACCUGCUAGCCCAUGAUCCAGAUUUUACAAGAUCACAAGAUGUUGAUCAGCUUCGUGAUAUUAAAGAGUGCCUAUGGUUCAUGCUUGAAGUUUUAAUGACAAAGAAUGAAAACAAUAGCCAUGCCUUUAUGAAGAAGAUGGCAGAGAACAUCAAGUUAACAAAAGAUGCCCAGUCUCCAGAUGAGUCCAAGACAAAUGAAAAACUUUAUACAGUAUGUGAUGUGGCUCUAUGUGUUAUAAAUAGUAAAAGUGCUUUGUGCAAUGCAGAUUCCCCAAAGGAUCCCGUCCUUCCAAUGAAAUUUUUUACACAACCUGAAAAGGAUUUCUGUAAUGACAAGAGUUAUAUUUCAGAAGAGACCAGAGUACUUCUGUUAACAGGAAAGCCAAAACCUGCUGGAGUACUAGGUGCAGUAAACAAGCCUUUAUCAGCAACGGGAAGGAAACCGUAUGUUAGAAGCACUGGAGCUGAGACUGGAAGCAAUAUUAAUGUAAAUUCAGAACUGAACCCUUCAACCGGAAAUCGAUCAAGGGAACAGAGUUCAGAGGCAGUAGAAACUGGAGUUAGUGAAAAUGAAGAGAACCCUGUGAGAAUUAUCUCUGUCACACCUGUAAAGAAUAUUGACCCGGUAAAGAAUAAGGAGAUCAGUUCUGAUCAGACUACCCAGAGCAACAUCAGCAGUGACCGAGGAAAGAAAAGAAGUGUAGCAGCAGCUGGUACAGAGAACAUCCAACAAAAAACAGAUGAGAAAGCAGAUGAAUCAGGACCACCUGCCCCUUCAAAACCCAGGAGAGGACGCCGACCCAAGUCUGAAUCUCAGGGCAAUGCAACCAAAAAUGAUGACAUAAACAAACCUCUUGGCAAAGGAAGAAAGAGAGCCGCGGUCAGUCAGGAAAGCCCUGGGGGUCUGGAAGCAGGUAAUGCCAAAGCACCCAAACUGCAAGAUGUAGCCAAAAAGGCAGCACCAGCAGAGAGACAGAUUGACUUACAAAGGUAA